AUGGGCAUUGCAAUGGAUCCUCCGCAGAGCGUCGAGUGGAACGGGACCAAGGUCCCCGUCUAUCCCAUGGAGACGGUCGACUACAGCCUUCUUCUCUCGCAGGACCCCGCCGAGGUGGAGAAAUUGGUGCGCUGCUGCGAGAAGGAGGGCUUCUUUUACCUUGACCUCAGGGGCAUUGAGGGACGCCGGGUUCUCGAGGACAAGGAAGCGACCCUUGACCUCAUGUAUCGUUUCUUUGACGCUCCCCUCGAGGCCAAGAACGAAUUCGGUCUCAUUGCUCCCCAUCUCGGAUACGAGCCCGUGGGCUCACGGCGGGGUGUCCUCGACGACACGAGGGACGGCUAUGAGAUGAUCAAGGUAUCCCGAGACGAGAUCCAGCGUGACAGCCCCAAGAUCCCCGCUGUGCUCAAGAACAGCCCGGACAUGAAGAUCCUCGAGCAUGCCAUUGCCAACUCCAACACCGUCACCAAGGUGAUCCUGUCGGCUCUGUCGACGGGGACGGGCCGCACGGGCGCGGACCGCUUCGAGAACAUGCAUCGCAACGACCGGCCCUCGACCAGCACGCUCGCCAUGAUGCACUACAUCCCCUCGGACCCGAGCAAGACCAAGAACAUUGGCCACCAGAAGCACACCGACAUCAGCUCCCUGACGCUACUCUUCAGCGACCAGUGGGGCCUGCAGAUCCGGCCGCCCGGAUCCCGCGAGUUCGGCUUUGUCGCGCCCAAGGAAGGUUGCGCCGUCAUGAACGUGGGCGACUCGCUGCGCUUUGCGAGCGGCCACACGAUGCAGUCGUGCAUCCAUCGCGUCGUGCCCCUGAACUAUGACGAGCACCGCUACUCCAUCGCCUACUUCCUCCGCGCCGAGGACCAGACCAUGUUCACCGACAGCGAGGGCAGGUACAUUACCGCUGGCCAGUGGCACGACGAGAAGUUCUUUGCUUUCAAGGCCGAAGCCGCUGUCCAGGCCCUCGCCCCGUCCUCCAUGCUGCUCGGUGGCAUGGUCGAGGGCGCCGAGGUCGAGCCGCCUAAGGCUGCGCCUACCUCUGUCAAGGCGGCCGCUUAA
Canariomyces notabilis is the source of this 1062-nucleotide messenger RNA. RefSeq names its product putative 2OG-Fe(II) oxygenase family oxidoreductase. Bases 1 to 1062 code for a protein of 353 amino acids. The record is from RefSeq and is a predicted model, not a curated record. Gene Ontology annotation, molecular function: 2-oxoglutarate-dependent dioxygenase activity. NCBI's taxonomy places the organism in Eukaryota, Fungi, Ascomycota, Sordariomycetes, Sordariales, Chaetomiaceae. The transcript is spliced from 3 exons.